GGACAGAUUUCAUUUUUGCGUAAUACUUUGGCCAUUCAGUAGUCAGUACAAAACCCCGUCGUUUUGCUCACUUUCCCCGAUUUCUCCUCCCUCUCCACCUUGCGCGCAUCGCUUCCCUAGCCUAGAUUUUGUGCGACGGCUGAGAACUCCGCAACGAACGUAUCCACCGGCGACGGCGACGGCGACGCUGGAGACGCCAGGUCUGCGGCGGCGAAUACAGCCACGGCCAGCUACUCGUGACGUCGAAUCGGCGCGACCUCCCCUACUGUAGCCCCCUGCGACAGGCCAAACCUACAUAUUCGAGCCCUCUCCUUGUGGCGGUCGAGACCUACGACGACUGGCCCAGUACCAUCACCAACCAAACACAUCCUUAGAGAUAUCAGAUUUCGAAUCAAUAGGGAUUAAAGAGCAGGGCCAAGAUCAAAAGCCAUCUUCUCACAAUGAAACGCCCUGUAGGUGCUGAUGACUUGGCUGGUUCUUCAUCUUCUAAGUCCUUACAUGCUGCCACUGAUAACAAACCGGUCUUCUUGACUAAAGCCCAACGCGAGCAAUUAGCUCUUCAACGACGCCAAGAAGAAAUUUCCCUCCAAAGGAACCGCCAAGACCAACUUCUCUCCAACUCUCAGAAACCUUCAUCUGAUUCUGUUGAUAACCACAAACCUUCUGACUUUGAUCGUCGCGACCGAGAUCGGGGGCGGGAGCGGGAAAAAGAUCGAGAUCGAGACCGAGAUAGGACUCGUGAUCGGGAAAGAGAUCGUGACCGAGAUUUGGAUAGACGGAAUCGCGAGAAGGAGCGGGAGGAAGAGGCUAAGGCUCGAGAGCGUGCUCGAUUAGAGAAGCUCGCAGAGCGGGAGCGUGAUAAAGAGCUGGAUGCUAUUAAAGAACAGUAUCUUGGCUCCAAGAAGCCUAAGAAACGUGUUAUUAAACCGAGUGAGAAAUUUCGCUUCUCAUUUGAUUGGGAAAACACUGAGGAUACGUCUCGGGACAUGAAUUUGUUGUACCAAAAUCCUCAUGAGGCUCAACUCUUGUUCGGACGAGGGUUCCGUGCUGGCAUGGACAGACGAGAGCAGAAGAAGCUCGCGGCUAAGAAUGAGAAGGAAAUGAGGGAGGAGAUACGGAAGAAAGACGGUGUGGAGGAAAAGCCCGAGGAGGCUGCAGCUCAAAAACUUAAGGAAAAAGCUGCUGAUUUGUAUGACUCGUUUGAUAUGAGGGUUGAUCGGCAUUGGAGUGAAAAGAAGCUAGAGGAGAUGACUGAGAGGGAUUGGAGGAUUUUCAGAGAGGACUUCAAUAUAUCCUACAAGGGAUCCAAGAUCCCUCGCCCCAUGAGGAGUUGGACUGAGAGUAAGUUGACAACAGAACUUCUCAAGGCAGUAGAAAGGGCCGGGUAUAAGACGCCCUCUCCCAUUCAGAUGGCUGCCAUUCCGUUGGGUUUACAACAGCGUGAUGUUAUUGGGAUUGCCGAGACUGGCUCGGGUAAGACUGCUGCCUUUGUUCUUCCCAUGCUUGCUUAUAUUACGAGGUUGCCUCCCAUCAACGAAGAGAAUGAGGCGGAAGGGCCUUAUGCGGUAGUGAUGGCGCCCACUCGUGAACUUGCUCAGCAGAUCGAGGAUGAGACUGUGAAGUUCUCUCACUAUUUGGGUAUAAAAGUGGUUUCAAUUGUUGGAGGUCAAUCAAUCGAGGAACAGGGAUUUAAGAUCAGGCAAGGUUGUGAGGUUGUCAUAGCCACUCCAGGUCGAUUGUUGGAUUGUUUGGAGAGGCGUUAUGCGGUACUUAAUCAAUGCAAUUAUGUUGUUCUAGAUGAAGCGGAUAGGAUGAUAGAUAUGGGAUUCGAACCUCAAGUUAUGGGUGUUUUAGAUGCAAUGCCGUCCAGUAAUCUUAAACCUGAAAAUGAGGAUGAGGAACUUGAUGAGAAGAAAAUAUACCGAACAACAUACAUGUUUAGUGCUACCAUGCCACCAGCUGUUGAGAGGCUUGCUAGAAAGUAUUUAAGAAAUCCUGUUGUUGUUACCAUUGGAACUGCUGGGAAGGCAACUGACCUAAUAUCUCAGCAUGUUAUUAUGAUGAAGGAGUCAGAGAAAUUUUAUAGAUUGCAGAAUUUACUUGAUAACCUGGGUGACAAAACAGCAAUUGUUUUUGUUAACACCAAGAAGAAUGCUGAUAAUGUUGCCAAGAAUUUGGACAAGGCAGGGUAUCGUGUUACAACUUUGCAUGGUGGGAAGUCACAAGAGCAAAGGGAAAUUAGUCUUGAAGGGUUUAGGACAAAGAGAUAUAAUGUCCUUGUUGCCACAGAUGUUGCAGGUCGUGGGAUAGAUAUUCCUGAUGUUGCUCAUGUCAUAAAUUAUGAUAUGCCGAGUAAUAUUGAAAUGUAUACACAUCGUAUUGGACGUACUGGCCGUGCAGGGAAAACAGGUGUGGCCACAACGUUCUUGACCUUACAGGAUUCUGAAGUCUUUUAUGAUCUCAAGCAAAUGCUUAUCCAAAGCAAUAGUCCUGUGCCUCCUGAAUUGGCAAGGCAUGAAGCAUCUAAGUUCAAGCCUGGGAGUAUUCCUGAUAGGCCUCCUAGGCGUAAUGAAACUCUUUUUGCACAUUGAGAAGUGUGUUUUUGAAGACGACAUGUAUACUAGUACCCAGUUUUGGAAUGCUAAAUUAGGUUAGCAGCUACGAUUUUCAUUUCAUCUAUGAAUUUAUGAUUGAUGAAGACGUUUCUUGUUACCAUCUUUAUUGAGAAUGUUACAUCUGACCUAUAGUCUCUCUUCUGGCUGUAUAUUUAGGAGCAACUGUAAUGGUUAGCAUUCCGAAUGUUGGUUGAGUUUUUUUCCUUUUUGUUUUCGUUUUUGCGAUAUCCAUGAGGAGUCGAAGCUUGUGCUACUUGUCUACA
Molecule: messenger RNA, 2878 nt
Organism: Momordica charantia (bitter melon)
Lineage: Eukaryota; Viridiplantae; Streptophyta; Magnoliopsida; Cucurbitales; Cucurbitaceae
Product: P-loop containing nucleoside triphosphate hydrolases superfamily protein
Molecular function (GO): ATP binding; RNA helicase activity; nucleic acid binding
Source: RefSeq, a predicted model, not a curated record